This is a messenger RNA of Cynoglossus semilaevis (tongue sole), 1840 nucleotides long. RefSeq names its product AUP1 lipid droplet regulating VLDL assembly factor (gene aup1). Gene Ontology annotation, biological process: ERAD pathway. Bases 236 to 1486 code for a protein of 416 amino acids. The transcript is spliced from 12 exons. Gene Ontology annotation, cellular component: endoplasmic reticulum membrane. NCBI's taxonomy places the organism in Eukaryota, Metazoa, Chordata, Actinopteri, Pleuronectiformes, Cynoglossidae. The record is from RefSeq and is a predicted model, not a curated record. Gene Ontology annotation, molecular function: ubiquitin binding.
ACUCGUCAGACACAAAAACCACUCCUGCUAGCGGUGCUAGUACCGCGCCACGGAUAGCUAUUGACAGUUGCUAGGCUAACAUUUGUAACUUCACCACGUAGCAUUGACGUACGUAUUUAGCGAACUUUCAGAAUGUCAGGGGUGCUGUGGUGAACGUGAUGUCUAAAUUGUAUUUAGGCUUGAGGUUGAAUUCCUAGCAUUGGCCGGUAUUCAAAGGUCUGUCUGACUGGCAGACAUGGAGGCUCCGGGGAUCGAAGACAUGUUUGACUUUCGUCGGCUUCCUAAGGAUGCCAUUCUUCUCCUGCUGUUGCUGAUUUACCUUCCCGUUGGCAUUUGUUUGAUGUUUUUGCGAAUUUUCAUUGGAAUACACGUAUUCUUGGUCAGCUGUGCGCUUCCAGAGAGUUUUCUGAGAAGAUUCAUCGUGAGAAUCAUGUGCUCAGUUCUGGGAAUGCACGUCAGACAGAAAAACCCUCGCUCCAGAGACAAAAACACCAAGCUGUACAUUUGCAAUCAUCUUACGGCGUUUGACCACAACAUUAUCAACCUUCUGAUUCCCUGCAAUACUCCUCAGCUAGAGGGCUCCACUGGCUUCGUGUGUUGGGCCAGAGGCUUCAUGGAAAUCCAUCCAACUACUGGCCAAGCGGCCAUAGGAGAGUCCCUCCAGAGAUACUGCUCCACUGAGGGCACCACAUCUUUGCUCUUGUUCCCUGAAGAGGAAACGACAAACGGUCGUGCUGGUCUGCUCAAGUUCAGCUCUUGGCCUUUCUCCCUGACCGAUUCCAUUCAACCUGUGGCCUUACGAGUGACCAGACCAUUCAUUGCUCUGAGCACACCAGAGACCAGUUGGCUGUUGGAGCUCUUAUGGACAUUUUUUGUUCCAUGUACAGUGUAUCAUGUAAGUUGGCUCCCACCAGUUUCCAGGCAAGAUAAUGAGUCUACACAGGAGUUUGCCAACAAAGUCCAGGAGCUACUAGCAGGUGAGCUGGGCCUGGUUUCCACCAAGAUCACGAAAGCCGAUAAAGUGGAGCACAUCAAACGAAGGAGACGCACCGUACCUCAAACAACCACUAGUGUCAGACCCUCCUCCAUCGGGCUCAGUUUCUCGACCCAGAGUUUGGGCUCGGAUGAUCGUAAGAUUGCUAAGAUGACGCAACAAGUCAAGGACGUGCUGCCCCAUGUCCCCCUGAGUGUCAUCACAAAUGAUUUGGUGAAGACCAACUGUGUUGACACAACUAUAACAAAUCUGCUGGAGAAUAAGGAGGAACUUCAAAUGGAGGCCAUUGGGGGGGUGUCAUCAGGUUCAGGGCCUCCAAAGAUGAACUCCUCAGCUGGUCCCGCCCCCGACUUAAAGCCUUCUGCCAAAUCCUUUGGGAAAUCACCAGUUGACAGACAUUUGUCUCUCCAAGAGAGAAAAGAAGCGUUGUACAAUUUUGCAAGAAGACGCUACAUUGAAAAACAUGCAUUGGAUGAAGAAGACAGUCACUGAACAGCCCUCAUUUGUCAAGCCAUCAUCAACAUUCUGUCAGAAUGAAGCAUAUACUACUUGCAUAUUUGUCUAAUUUAAAUGGUGAUUUUUUUUUUAUUUCUUUUUUUUUUUUUUUAGGUCAACAGGUUCUGUAACAGACCACAUGUCGUUGGUUACAAGUGAUGAUAAAUAUUCAGAACACAUCUACAUUGAUGCUGUGGAUAUUAUUCAGAUCUUUAAUUCUUCAUUCUGGCUGAUAUAUAAUUUUGAUAACAAUUUGUAUUAAGAUUCACUGACUGUGAAUCAUCUAUUUAUUUUUAUAGUGUCCAGAGUCAUUGAUGAAAAUAAAGUUCAGCUUGGCCUUGCCUUCAAAGA